This is a messenger RNA of Onychostoma macrolepis, 1515 nucleotides long. It is a transcript of the gene c07h11orf68, whose product is annotated as chromosome 07 C11orf68 homolog. Lineage: Eukaryota; Metazoa; Chordata; Actinopteri; Cypriniformes; Cyprinidae. The transcript has 2 exons. The record is from RefSeq and is a predicted model, not a curated record. Bases 184 to 888 code for a protein of 234 amino acids.
AUAACGGGAGGUGGGGGAAAUUAACCAAUAGAAAACGACAACCGAGAAGCAGUAGAAGAAGAAGAAGCGGAAACCGGAAGUGUUGAGGCGGAAAGCGGGUGAGAGCCGCAGUGACGCAGCAGAGUUUUGCAAAGAAAAACACACAACAGAAGUUAACAGAGAGACGCACAGCUUUGAGCCGCUAUGACGGAGGACGAGCAUCUCUCGGCCGAGGACUACGCCGCCGAGGCCAUGGCCGCCGACAUGGACCCCUGGAUCGUCUUCGACGCCCGCAAGACGCCCCGCACCGAGUUCAGCGGCUGGCUGGAGUCCAACCGGCCCUCGCAGGUCAGCCGGCAGGGGCCCGGGGGCCCGGUGGGCUGGAUCUCGGUGUGCGGGCCGCAGCACUGGAACGACACCGGAGACGUGGAGGGGCUGCAGGACAGCUGGGAGACGCUGCUGGAGAGCGGGCGCAGCGUCAGCUUCCACCCCAUCAGAGAGCUGGCGCUCAAUCACAGCGUGCUGAACGGCAAGUGGCUGAUGCACCUGGACACGGGCUUCAAGGUGGACCACGCCUGGGAGAGCAUCGCCAGAGCCGUGCUGGACGGCAGGAUCAACUCGGCCAAAGUGAGUACUCGAGACCCGUGCUCCGACGCCAGGCACGUCAUCUGCGUCUACAACCAGAACUUCACCGACGAGGAGCAGGUGAUGCGCCUGGACGCCGCCAUCCGCGCCGCCGGCGUCAAGUGCGUGCUGAACUACAAACCCAACGUCUACACGUACCUCGGCAUCUACCGCAACAACCGCUGGAAGAUCUGCCCCACCAUCUACGAGAGCGUGUUCGACCUGGAGAGCGUCCCGCGCCGCUCGCACGUCGUCAACAAGGUCACCAACCAGGAGGUGACGUGAAGCUCUCGGAGGAGAGGGCGCUGGUGUGUGGCGACGACUGCGUGUGAAGACGAGACGAAAUGUUGAAGGGCUUUGAGAUUUUUGAGUUUUUCCUUUUAAAGGGUCUUUUUUAUAUUCGACAAGGCUGGUUUUGUUCAUUGGUUCGUUUUGCCAAAUAAAUCCGGAGCGUUUCAAACGGUGUUUCUCUGUGAGAUGAACAUAACAACACAAAGCCAGAGAUCUGCAGCGCUCGCCGAGAUGAAAACUCAGAAUAAUGAGAGAUUUAAACUAAAUUACAGGAGAAAACCUGUUCCAUGACGGUGUCUGAACAAACUCAGGGUUACAGGAUCAGUUCUGAGUUGACCAAACCAGUCCGAUUUCUGUCGACUCAGGCUUGAUCCCGAGGUAAUGACAUCAGUAAUGAGCAGCCAAUCACAAGCCUCGAAACUGUGAUUCGCUUCUGGUGCGAAGAUUAAAAGAUUGAACGAUAUGAAGGAUUUAAACACAUUUACACAACACGAUCAUGACAGAGGAAAACACCUUACCAUUUGUGACCCUGGACCACAAAAACAGCCAAGUGUCUAUAUUUUUUUUAAAAAUUGAGAUUUAUGCAUCAUAUAAAAGCUGAAUAAAUAAGCUUUCCAUUGA